GUGAAACUGCUCGGUGGCUUCUUUCUCAAAUAAGGGGCGCCCGCGGAUCCGUCUUUUUCGGCUCGCGCUGAGGGCGAAGUAGCAGGAGAGCAUGGGGGUCACCCAGUCCCUGGGGCUGCCUCACGGGAAGGGAGCCUUCCCGGUGGGCUGCACGGAUGUCAUGGUGGGACAGACGCCAAAGGGCCUCUUCUUCCGCUUAUUUUACCCCUGCAUCCAGCAGGAUGGGGCGGAGCAGCCCUUUUGGAUCCCCCGCUAUGAGUACUACUAUGGAAUCUCCGACUACAUGAACAUGAACAGGAAAUGGUGCGCCCCACUGCUCAGUGUGACGUUCGGUUCAUGCAAGAUCCCCGUGAGCUGGGAUGCUCCUUUUAAACCAUGUUCCCACAAGUAUCCGUUGAUCAUAUUCUCCCACGGGCUAGGAGCCUUUCGAACUGUGUACUCUGCCAUCUGUGUUGAAAUGGCUUCGCGUGGUUUUGUGGUGAUGGCGCUUGAGCACAGAGACCAUUCUGCCUCUGCCACUUACUUCUGCAAGUUGGAUCCUGAAACACCAGACUUCCCUGAGACUCAGAUACGGGAAGAAUGGCUGUCGUAUCAAGGGGUGCCGAAAGGUCAGAAGGAGUUUCGCUUCCGAAACCCACAGCUUCAUCAAAGAGCAAACGAGUGCAUACGAGGACUUAAGUUGAUUCGGAGCAUCGACAGUGGCAAGGCUGUUGUCAACCUCUUGCGCACUGAUUUUGAUCUGUCUGUGCUGAAGGACAACGUGGAUUUGUCCAAAGUCUCCGUCAUGGGCCACUCCUUUGGAGGAACGACGGCUGUGCUGGCUCUUGUUAAAGAAGCCCAGUUUAAGUGUGCUGUUGCCCUCGAUGCCUGGAUGUUCCCUUUGGAGAACUCAGUCUACCCGAAAGUGACCAAGCCGGUGCUUUUUGUCAACACCGAGUCCUUCCAGACUGCGGAGAGCGUAGCCAAAAUGAAAAAGAUCAGCGCUGUGAACAAGGAAACCAAGGUUAUAACCAUCCUGGGCACCGUCCACCAGAGUCAGACUGAUUUCACCUUUCUUGCGGGGAACCUCGUGAACAGAGUCUUUCGAACCAGAGGCACCCUCGACCCCUACGAGGGCCUUGACAUCACCAACCAGGCUGCUCUUGCCUUCCUGCAGAAACAUCUCCAGCUGAAAGAAGAUUUUGAUCGGUGGGAUAGUCUUCUGGAAGGCGUUGGUGAUUCUGUAGUUCCGGACAGCCCUUUGCAGAAGUCCAGCCUCUAGACCUGGGGGAACAAACUUAUCUCUCUCGAGUGCUUUUGGACAGUCUCUGUUUCCCCCAACUUAUGAAGUUGGGGGAGCACGUUCUAAAAAUCAGUCGCUGUCGAGACACAGCACCUGCUAUCAAUUUCAUGGUGGGUUCGUUCUUGCUGCUGCUACAAGAGUUCCCUAAACAUGCUCCUGAUCCCUCCAGGACUACAGAGAGGUGAUCAGAAAUGCUUACUUCUUUUGGGCUGAUCUGUCUGUUCCUCUGUCAUUGUUUGGAAGAAUAGAAAUAAGGGUUAUCGUUUUGGGGAACCAUCCUUGAGGAAGUUCUCUUGCACAAAGUCUUGCUGAGAUGAAAGGGAGCUUGACCACAACAUAGCACGUUUGGGUUGAAUUCCUCCUUUGACGGCAUCCUUUGCCAUACAAAAUUAGCAGAGUGCCUUUUUUGGAGUUGUGAAACAUUUCUGAACAAGACAAAAAAUGUCAGCCAAAUAGUGGCAUCAAGUGAAUGAAGGAUUGGGCCUAGUGGUCUACAGCUCACCAUAGAAACUAGAAUGCAGAUUAUCCCAGGUUGGAGAAGUUCAGUGCUGUGUAGAAGCAUCUCUCUCUGAAUGCUUUCUUUAUAAAUACCAGUUAUUUCACAGAUGUUCUCACAACUAUCAUUAUCUUUCAGAUUAAUUCCUCUUGGUGCCUCUGUAGGCUUUUCUUUUUUAAUUGUACCCAAACAAUAAUGCAAUCUCUUUGGGGCACAGUGAAUCUCUCUAUACAGUACAUUUACAAUAGGCCAAAUGUAGCAAAGAUGGUGUAGGGAAGCAAUUGUGACUUUGAUUUCUACAAAAUGGAGAUCCUGGUCCUCAAAUAUGUCUUGAAAUAAUAUCUUCUGGCCCUCACAACUCCUUUAAUCAUGGAGAAGUGGGCAUUAGCCAUAGUUAUACAUCUGUGUGAGAUGGAAACUCCUCUCCAGCUGGCCUGCAGGCUAAGAAAAGAACUAGUGAUACCAUCAUAGGGAAGGGAUGCCUUGUACCAAGAAUGCACCUGGGGGAGUGUGAGCCCCAAAAGUGUUAAUGCAACUCAGCAGGAAGGCCCUAAUUAAUAUAAGCCAAGGCUGCAUCCCAGAACCCUUGAGUUCAAUAGCGAGGCUCGAACCUGCAACACAUGAAGUACUUUCCAAAUUGCUUCAGAGCACUUUCCAAGCAGCACUCUUGCAUAUCCUGUAUGCACUUUAAUUUUGGACUUGAUGGGGAAAGUAGCUAAGAGUGCCACCUUUGAGUCUUGCUGAUGAAUGUGAGUGUCAGGUAUAUCUAACCCUGUCCGGUACAAGGUGUGACCCACCACAUAUGGUGGAUCUUCCCGAAUGCUUGAAUGACCCUCCUGUGUUUACUGUAUGCCUGAGACAGCAAAAAACCAGGGUUUGGCGUGGGGGUAGUAUCAAGUACACAUGCUCUUCUCCAAGUCAGCUGUGUCACACAUUUGCACAGACCUAGUCUACCUCCACGGUGUUGCCUUCUCCAGCCCUGGUGCAAUUCCAGAAAGGGCACAGCCCUAAUCUCGUGUGAAUACCUAGGAAAUAGGUAAGAUGCUGUCCUAAUGUCCCUCUUGUGUCCGUCAAAAGUGCCUGCGUUGAU
Messenger RNA from Lacerta agilis (Sand lizard), 2868 nucleotides. It is a transcript of the gene PAFAH2, whose product is annotated as platelet activating factor acetylhydrolase 2. The transcript has 10 exons. Gene Ontology annotation, molecular function: 1-alkyl-2-acetylglycerophosphocholine esterase activity. Lineage: Eukaryota; Metazoa; Chordata; Lepidosauria; Squamata; Lacertidae. The record is from RefSeq and is a predicted model, not a curated record. The coding region runs from base 92 to 1261 and encodes 389 amino acids.